Molecule: messenger RNA, 2332 nt
Organism: Ruditapes philippinarum (Manila clam)
Lineage: Eukaryota; Metazoa; Mollusca; Bivalvia; Venerida; Veneridae
Exons: 3
Coding region: 1422-2321 (299 amino acids)
Source: RefSeq, a predicted model, not a curated record
UAUAAAAUUGUUCUCUAAUGAGCCUUUCUAAGGUUUUUUAAAAUAAUUGAUUGAUAAAUUUAUCUUUUAUAGCAUCUCCUGACCGUUAACUACAAAUUUUGACAAUACCCCACCCACUGUAAAGUCUACUACUUUAUUUUUUUUAAGGAAUAAUUUCUUCUAGGGUUAAUGGUUAUUGUUAUGAGUUAGGGUUAGAGGGUUAGGGUUAGGAUUAUAACACAUGGAUUUUAUUGUGGACAGAUUCUAAAAGUGCUUAAAGUAAUUUUAUGUAUACAUAGACUGUAUCGGUGUAUAAAUUAUUAUAAUACUGAACUAGAAUGGGUGGACCAAGGCUCGACAAAUUUAAAUUGAAGUCAACUUACCUCAAUGUUAUAUGGAUUUUCUAUUUCAAGGCCAAUUAUAUUGUUUCAAAUAGCCAUUGUGUAAAUUUCGCUAAUCACAUAAUGACGUACAUCGCAGUAAGCUUAAGAUACCCCGGAAUUAAACAAGUGUGGUUUGUGUGAAAUUGUACCAUUGCUCAGCGUACGGUACUAAAUGAUGCAGGUUUGAUUUUCGAAUUAAAACUUUUUUAAUCUGACGAAGAAAACAUUUUGAAUAAAUUGAAACUAGCAAAUUAGGUAAAUACAUUUACAAGUACCUAAAAUAUAAUGCAAAUUUUACAGCCCCAGUCUUCAAAUUUUAAAAGAUUUUAAUUGUUUAUACGUACAAAUAACACAUGGUCCCUUGCGUACUAUAAAGCAUUGUCAUAUGACUACACAGGAAGUGAACCACACCAGGAUAAAAUUUAGAAAGAUGUAAAUAAAAGCAACGGUGACCUAAACUGGAUAUAACUUGAAAGAUUUUCAGAUAAUUUAAAGAAAUAUUUUAUAUGCCAAGCAUUGGUCCAACCACAACAUGGAAGAGUCAGUCACCACUUUAUCGUUUUUUUCCCUUAAAAACUUUAUCAUCAUGCAAAGUAUUUUUUAUUUACAAUAUUACAUGUUAAUUGUACUAUAAUUAACUUAAUAUGUAUGGUAGGCCCCUAGUGAAUGAUUAAUACACUGCCAUAUUUGUAUGAAGUUCAACUGUUCCAAACAGUUUAGUAUAAGUAUACAUGAUCCAUACAAGUCAUCUUCAUAUUAAAUAAGAAAUACAAAGGAUCUUUAAAAACUUGAUUAAAAAAUAAUCUAGAAAAUGAUGAUAUAUAUAUAUCUUGAAGAUCCCUUUAACAGGUGAAACCGGUUGAUAUUUCUCUUCAGUUAUUUAUAAAUUACAGUUUUGUAAAUAAACAAUUGCAAUGUAAACUGGAAAAGGCAUCACUUCAUUCUCUUUUUUCCCGCUAUUUUUAUCCGUAUUGUUUUAAACUUUACAUUUUGGAUAUAUAUAUAAAAUUUUUAAAGCAUUAGGAUGCCCUGGUCUUGUUCUGUUAUUCUUUAGGUCAUAUGUUUGAGUUCCGCAAUGAUGCACUUUUCCUUUCAACCAUUUUCAUAUUUAUUUCAGAACCAAGAUGGAUAUGUUUUAUUAUUGCCAUUUACCUGGAUUACCAAAAAAGGUUAAAUGGCCUGUUAGGAUGCACAAACCGGGCAUUGUUUAUUGUCAUGCAGACAACGCAUAAAUUUGGACCAAGAAGGGCAUAUGACAGUCUUAAUGCUGUCUGUUCAGAGUGUGAACUGACAAGACCAGAACAGCUAACCAGCACAAAUUUGAGGAAAUACAUGGCUACCCUCUGUCAGGUGAUGAAUUUGGCACCAAACGAGCUUCAGCAAGUUUGCAGACAUUUGGGUCAUACAACAAAAGUACACUUGAACCACUACAGGACCAUGAGUCCCUAUAUUGAAAGAGUGAACAUAGGUAAAAUUCUCCUCAUGCAAGAUUUAAAUCUGCAGUCUAACUUUGUUGGGAAAAAGUUGGAAGAAGUAGAAUUCACAGAAAUGUUCAAGCAACAACAAUCAGGGCUGCCACUGCAGGAACAUGAAGCAUGUGAAACACAAGGGGCCAGGUCUGUAGAUGGGGAAGAUGAAGAGAUGGAUGAACCAAUGAUGGACCUGGAAGAAACAGAUGAGGAAGGCGGAGAAGAAAGGAUGGAAUUUGAUAAAUCUGCCAAGCCCUCGAAAUCCAAAAAGAAAAAUAGACAAAGAUGGACUGAAAAAGAAGUGAAAGAAAUACAUCUGUAUUUGGGGAAACUCAUUGAAUCAGGAAAGACACCAUCAAAAAAAGAUUGUGUGAAAGCAAAGCAACAGAGCCUGAAGAAUGGAGGUGAACUCCAUAGGCGCUACUGGCACCUCAUAGUUAAGAAAGUAUCAGCUAUGAUCCAAAAGAAUAAAAAAAUAAGACUAUUGUAAAGUUUAUACUU